CACACACACACACACACGUGUUCAAACUGCGUCCCGGGGCAGCACGCGCACUCACCGCAUCACUGUCCGGUCGUGGGAUGGAUGAACCGGGCGCGCUGCAUCAGCGGAACGGGACCGCCGCGGGUGCGCGCAUGCACGGGCAGUUCACGGACGCGGACACCGGGCGGCUCACACACGCUCUGACUCUGUCGGACAGCUGUCUGACCGUGCAGAACAUCAGCUCCUCUUCACCGCCGGAGCACCUGGACCUGCGCGACUGCCUGUGGAGCCGCGCGCACCGGGGCGAGGACCAGGACGCGUAUCUCUGCGUGUAUCUCUACCCGUACCGGCGCCGCUGGAUGGCCUGGGGUCCGGGGCGCCAGAGGGACGAGCGGCGCUUUCGGCUCGCGCUAAGAACGGAUGAUAAUGAUGAGGACGCGAACCUGCGCGAGGCGGAACGCUGGGCGCGCGCCAUCAACAGCGCGCAGCGCGCGGAACACGCGCACGGUGUGUUGUUAUCUGAGGUCCGCCGACCGCGUGGCAUGAUGGUAUUGGUCAAUCCUCAGAGUGGACAGGGCCAGGCGAUGGCUCUCUAUAACCGCCACAUACAGCGGAUGCUCACUGAGGCAGAUAUACCACACACACUCUUCAUCACAGAGCGUCAGAAUCACGCGCGGGAUCUGGUGAGGAGCGCUGACCUGACGGAGUGGGACGCUCUGGUCGUUCUGUCUGGAGACGGGCUGCUGUUUGAGGUGGUGAACGGUCUAAUGGACAGGCCGGAUUGGGAAAAGGCCAUCCAGACUCCUCUGGGAAUCCUGCCUGGGGGUUCAGGAAAUGCCCUGGCUGCUUCUGUCCAUCACUACACACGAGCAUCUCCGGUGUGGGGUGAAGAUCUGCUCACCAGCUGUGGGUUCUUGCUCUGUAAGGGUCUGGUGUCGAAACUGGACCUGGUCUCCAUCCGGCUGGCGUCCGGCGCUCGUCUCUUCUCCUUCCUGUCUCUGGCCUGGGGCUUCGUGGCCGACGUGGACAUCGAGAGCGAGCGGUUUCGGCCGAUCGGAGCGCUGCGCUUCCUCCUCAGCACGCUGCUGAGUCUGGCCUCCUUACGCGUCUAUCAGGGGAAGCUGGCGUUCCUGCCCGCCGAAAGCGAGCGAGAGUCGUCCUCAGCUGGGCUCUGUGGCGCAGACAGCCGGCUGCCUGACCGUCUGCUGGUCCCUCUGGAGCAGCCCGUCCCGCAGGACUGGACGCAGGUGGAGGAGCAGGAGUUCGUCCUGGUGCUGGCCAUGUUCCAGGCGCACCUGGACGAGGAUCUGCGGGCGGCUCCAGACGCACGGGUCGAUGACGGACUCAUUCACCUGUUCUACGUGACGGGGGGAGUCUCACGCCUCAUGAUGCUGCGGCUCUUCCGGGCCAUGCAGAGCGGGAAACACCUGGACUUGGGCUGCGCUCAUCUGGUGUACCGGCGUGCACGAGCGCUGAGGCUGGAGCCGCUGAGUACGGCCGGCGUGAUGACGGUGGACGGCGAGCGCGUGGAGUACGGGCCUCUUCAGGCGCAGGUGCACAGAGGAGCGGCCCGCCUCAUCUCAGCGUGAACCAGCCGUUUAAAACCUGAAGCAUUACACCACCGCACAACCCUGACUGCCUGCUGUUACACUUGAAUUCAAUUAGGGUGACCAAACGUGCCAUUUUCCCAAGCAUGAAGGUGGGAUCUUCAGAAAAGGGUCAAAGCGAUGCAAAUACGUGUAUAUUAGUGUUUGACUUGAAGCAGAUCGAUCGGUGUCUGACAUCACAGUACUGUGAGACGAUUCAGAAGCACAAGAAGCCGUCUGAUCAGAGCUCUCUUUGGAAAAUGGCACUUUUCGUCACCCUAAUUUAAUGUUUGUUUGUUUGUUUUAUUAAAGAAUUGUAACUGAGUAAACCUCAUGAAAAUAACGUCUAGGUCAUAUUUCGCUCCUGAAAUGAUAGUAAAAAUAAAUAAAGGGAAAUUAUGUUUUGCAUUUAGAAAAUAGAUAUUUUUUGCAUCCCAACACUAUUUUCAUGACAUAUUACAUCCCACAUUUUUAUUUCAAACUGUCAGAAUGCAAAGCAUAUUCACCUCAUGUUAAAAAUAAGCUGCGGAAAAUAAAUAGCAAUUUGCGAUUUUCUGACCACACAUGCAAAACAUGAUUUCUAAUUUAUUUUUUUCUGUGGUUUUGAGGGUGAGAUAUGAGCUGAACAGGUUGAGAUUCAUCAUCUCUGAUGAUUAUGCAUCUGAAAACAUGCUCAAGUUGCAUUUUAUCCAAAAAACAAAGGGGGAAAAACAAGAAAUUAUAUUUUACAUUAAUAAAAUAGGCUUUUAUUUUGUAUUUUUCUGACAAUUUUUUUAAUUGAAAAAC
This is a messenger RNA of Carassius auratus (goldfish), 2351 nucleotides long. RefSeq names its product sphingosine kinase 1-like. Gene Ontology annotation, cellular component: cytoplasm; membrane; intracellular membrane-bounded organelle. Lineage: Eukaryota; Metazoa; Chordata; Actinopteri; Cypriniformes; Cyprinidae. The transcript is spliced from 5 exons. Gene Ontology annotation, biological process: sphingosine biosynthetic process; negative regulation of apoptotic process; cellular response to growth factor stimulus. The record is from RefSeq and is a predicted model, not a curated record. Bases 78 to 1568 code for a protein of 496 amino acids.